Zingiber officinale is the source of this 1020-nucleotide messenger RNA. Its product is annotated as ethylene-response factor C3-like. Gene Ontology annotation, molecular function: DNA-binding transcription factor activity; DNA binding. The transcript has a single exon. The coding region runs from base 155 to 826 and encodes 223 amino acids. Lineage: Eukaryota; Viridiplantae; Streptophyta; Magnoliopsida; Zingiberales; Zingiberaceae. Gene Ontology annotation, biological process: ethylene-activated signaling pathway; regulation of DNA-templated transcription. The record is from RefSeq and is a predicted model, not a curated record.
GCUUAAUUUGCUCGACGCCUUUGAAUUCACUUUCGAAGUUUCCCAAGUAUAAAUCCCCCUCCCAACCCUUCCAAUAUCGAUAUCCAAUCCAAAAUCUAUCUAUCGAGAUUCUUCCCCGUUUUUAGGAAUAAUCUAGCCAAUUAAUUGAGGUUAUAUGGACUCCGAGUUCUCGUCGGAAUCCUCCUCCUGUCCGUCGUUCGAAUCCUUUCCCCCGGGGAAAUCCCUCCCGCUCGACGUCCACGACAGCAAUGAGAUGGUCCUCUUCGAAAUGAUAGCCGAGAGCGGCGGCGAGGGGGGAGUCAGGGGCCCCGAGGAGGCCGAGUCUAGGCGGCGGCGGGGAGAGCGGCCGCCGCCCAGAAGCGGCGGCGGCGGCGGCGUGCUGGGCUACCGCGGGGUCCGCAAGCGGCCAUGGGGGAAAUUCGCUGCGGAGAUCAGGGACUCCACCAGGAACGGGAUCCGGGUGUGGCUGGGGACGUUCGACACCGCCGAGGCCGCCGCCAUGGCCUACGACCAGGCGGCGCUGUCGAUGCGAGGCCAACUGGCGGUGCUGAAUUUCCCCAUCGAGCGCGUGCAGGAGUCGAUCCAGCAACUCGGCUGGGGCAAAGGCGGCGGCGGCGGCGGCGGAGGCGACUCACUCGUGAUGGCGCUCAAGAAGAAGCACUCGCUGCGGCGGCGGCGGAUCAGCCGCAAGAGCAAGGCGGCGCAGAAUGUCCUGGAGCUCGAGGACUUGGGCGUCGACUACCUGGAGGAGCUGCUUAGACUCUCUGAACUAGAACCUCUCUCACCUUCCAACAGAUUAAACUUUCACAGUCGCAACCUCUGUUAGAGAUCACUUCUUCUUCCAAGUUCCAUAGUCAAAUCAAAGUGUAGAUGUGUUACUUCUUUCCUUCCUUCCACAGUAAAAGUCAUCACUCCUUUUCUCUUAAUUUGUACUUAAAAGCAAUCAUUUCAUUUGCCACACUCAUAUAUUUACUGAUGAUGAUGGGAGAAUCCAAUGAAGCUGGCCACUAUUCAGACUGG